Molecule: messenger RNA, 4130 nt
Organism: Anarrhichthys ocellatus (wolf-eel)
Lineage: Eukaryota; Metazoa; Chordata; Actinopteri; Perciformes; Anarhichadidae
Gene: agpat3
Product: 1-acylglycerol-3-phosphate O-acyltransferase 3
Exons: 10
Coding region: 437-1570 (377 amino acids)
Cellular component (GO): endomembrane system; endoplasmic reticulum
Molecular function (GO): 1-acylglycerol-3-phosphate O-acyltransferase activity
Source: RefSeq, a predicted model, not a curated record
UCAAUGAAGAUCAAUUCUUAUUGGUAAAUCUCCUCGUUGCAUGAAACUCUGAGACGCUUCUGCCGAAUAGUCGGCUCCUCCAGCAGGAUCUGUGUUCUUGCCGUCAUCAUAAUCCCCCUCUCUUCUCUCCUGUGGGAUUAUCAUGGCGACGAAGCAGUGCAGCCUGUGACGAUCCGCUGCUCUUCUUUAUGUUCUUUUUUUACUAUUCUGGCUUUGAUUUGGUGAAAUACCAGGAGCCAGAAUGCUGAACCAGAGCGCUGUGAUGAUCUUCACUGGGAUUUGUGGGGCAUUGGUGGUCAUGGCAAUGGCCUACUAUGUCUACUGGUCUGUAAUACUGGCUGACGGACCGUGUAAACGCGGCUUGUAAAAGGGAUCCCACUGUGGUUGGUCAUAGUGUAUAGAAAGGAGCCUACUCAGCUCUCCAGGCUCCUCAGCUAUGGCUCUGCUGGCCUGCCUGAAGAGCCUGUUCAUCCUGCAGCUGCUGAUGGGCUUUGUGUUCGUGGUGAGCGGCCUCAUCAUCAACUUCAUUCAGCUCCUCACCUGCAUCCUCUGGCCGAUCAACAAGCAGCUCUAUCGUAAAAUCAACUGCCGGCUGGCCUACUCCCUCUGGAGUCAGCUCGUGAUGCUGCUGGAGUGGUGGUCAGGCACAGAAUGCACCUUAUACACUGACCAAGCUACGGUGGAGAAGUUCGGCAAAGAGCAUGUCAUCACCAUCCUCAACCACAACUAUGAGAUUGACUUCCUGUGUGGCUGGACCAUGUGCGAAAGAUUCGGCAUCCUAGGGAGCUCAAAAGUGCUCGCCAAACACGAGCUACUGAAGGUUCCUCUGAUUGGCUGGACCUGGUACUUCCUCGAAAUCGUCUUCUGCAAAAGAAAGUGGGAGGAGGACCGAAAGACAGUCUUCAAGGGACUGAGCCAGCUCAAAGACUACCCUGAAUAUAUGUGGUUUCUGCUGUACUGCGAGGGAACCCGCUUCACAGAGCAGAAGCACCAAAUCAGCAUGCAGGUUGCCGAGAGUAAAGGCCUGCCCACGCUCAAAUACCACCUACUACCCCGAACCAAAGGGUUCACCACCACACUGCAGUGUCUUAAGGGCACAGUAACUGCUGUGUACGAUGUGACUCUGAACUUCAAAGACAACCAAACUCCUACUCUCCUGGGCAUCGUCAACGGCAAAAAAUACAAAGCUGACCUGAGUGUUAGGCGGUUUCCUGUGGAGGACAUACCAGCUGAUGAGAAGGAGUGUGCAAUCUGGCUGCACAAGCUGUACCAGGAGAAGGACGCCCUACAGGAAUUCUACAAAAAGGAAGGCAAGUUCCCCGGACCCACCAUAACCACCCAUCGCAGGCCAUGGACGCUGCUGAACUUCCUGUUUUGGGCCACCCUGCUGCUUUCGCCCCUCAUCAACUUUGCUUGCGGAGUGGUCGUCAGUGGCUCCCCCCUACUAAUCAUUGGCUUUAUCAUUUUCCUCAUCAUAGCCUCGAUAGCUAUCCGCCGCCUCAUAGGGGUCACCGAGGUGAAGAAAACAGGCUCCAGUUAUGGCAACCCGGAGGCCAAGAAAGAAAACUAAAGUGUCACCCCCCCUCCCCCCUCCGUGUACAGCCGUUUCUGUCAACCUGCGGCAUCUCGCCCCUACCCAACUCAAUUCUCCUCCUACUUUUGAGUCAGUCGGCAGGCAGUGGAGGAGACCCAGCAGUGAAAACAUGAUGGAGACCAGAGUUAGAAAUAUGAAUUGCACUAGAGUGAGCGAGGGCAUUGGGGGGUCUGGGGUUCAAGCUCUCUUAUGUAACACAGAACGUAAGGAGGGGGAGAUGCAUCUUUCUUAAUCCCACCGCCUACAUCCAAGUUCCAUUAAAUCCCCGUAACACCCGAGUUUAAGCUCCUAACUUGUCUGAGGUCGCAUGGACAGCCAGUCAGCCCAUUUCCUGCUCUGCUCUACCAACCACUUCCUGUCCGAGUCAUCAGCCAAUUAGGGAGUGGUGACGUGUUCAUUCUUUUUUUUGCCCACUGAACCCAAGAAGAUUUGUAUUUAUGUGCCCCAAGUAGCCACCGCUGACACUUCUACUGCUCCUCCAACACAAAUGUUGACUGUGCUGUAAAAGUUAACAGCAGCGUGUUAACUUUUACAGACUUUUGGCAGUUACUAUUUGUCUGUUGUGAAAAGAUGAUGAUAAUAAACUGACCACAUUGACAUCAUUGGAUUGUCCAAGUAGGAUUCUUUCUUGAAAUAGACGUUGCAGUUUUUCAUGUAUCAUUUUAAACCACUGACAUUCAGUCCACCUCCUCUGUGUUGGGUUAGCAGCAGAAGUCUCAGGGCAGAGAUUUCCAAACACAAAUCCCACAUCAUCUCCAGGGCUAGAUACUGCAAGGGUUAAGUGGGCGAGUCUUUUUUUGGGAGUUUUCAUCUCAUUAUUUUGGUGAACUGACCCCUCACCGUCUUGGCAUUGAGAGGCUGGUGUCUGCUAAACUAAAGCAAGGGCUCCAAAUGUGAAAACCGUCCUCAAGGACACCGACCAUCUGCUACGGGUCUCAUUUGUAGUCCGCAGCACCAACUCCUACAGAUUCAUUGACACAUUUUGUUUUUUUUCAGUUCUAUUCCUAUUUUCACUUGCUUUACACAGAUAGGAAUUUGAUUACAUAUUUUUCUGACCCCCUAAAUGUGACGUUAAUUCAACCAGCGAUCCCGGUCCCGACACUGAAGCCGUUCAGCUUACCACCCCUUCUCCUCUGAUGCUUGACAGUUUAAAUGCAGUGCACACUGCUCUGCUCUUUUGUGUUUGAAUCUUGGUGUAACCAGAUCCCAGAAAAAACUCAUGUAUUGUCUUCACGUAGCCUCGCAGCUGUUGGCGUAUCAUUUUUCUUUCCAGACAUAGACUGCAGUCGUGAUGUUUUAACCUUUGCCUUAAAUCAAGCUUGCUCAGGCAAGGGAUUGCUCAUUCACCACCCCUUUAAAACAGCACCCACCUCUUUACCUCUGCGUUAUGUUUGAAUGGUCACCAAAUGAAUAAUGAAAAGCAAAGCAAAUGAAUAAUGAAAAGCCAUUUUUAAUUGAAGUGGAAAGCUAGAAAGUUGUUGCUUUGUGGCUUCCUUGUAGUCGUUGAGAAGCUGCUCACACACUCUGUGCCGGCAGCUUUGUUUCAGUGGAUGUCCGAGCCGUUGUUGUGGCACAGCUCCAUACAUUUCACCAUUUUUAAAAUCGGUCAUCCCAGAGUUAGUUGUUCUUCACUGCAACAAAUUGAACGUUGGCCGCUGCAGUCCAUGAGUGCAUCUCUUCCAGUGUUGAAAGCCAGUUUUCCUGGUCCAAAAUGCAACCAAUGGUAGCAAGACGUGGAGGGGACAUGUCGUGUCCUGCUCUCUCCUCCCCUCACUGUCGUGUUAAUCAUAUAUUUUGUUGGUUUUCGUUUUUUCCCUCCUCAGCAGCAAUAUGUUGUGUACAUCCUCUCUCUGUGGAUUUCUCAAACCAGACCGAUUUCAUACAAGCCUUAAUAGACAGUGCUGCUUAAAUUUUGUGUGGAAAUGUAGACGCUAACUGAGCCCCUGUUGUGUCCUCCUGUAUAACAAGCAAGUUGCCGGAAUUAGUUGCCAUGCAAGCUUGUUCUAAAGUUAAUAAAGAAUUAAAAAGAAAUGAGACUAGGUGAAGUCUGCUCUUGUGCAGAAAGAGCUGUUUGUAAUCGGUUCACGUUUUUUUUACAAGAAGAUACUUUGACUUGCUUUACCUUAUUUGUUUACAGCGUUAGUAUCUUGGCCUGCUGUCUUUUCUCUCAAGAGGUCAGAUACCAAUGCAGUGCACUUCAUCCUGUCAUUCAGUAACACUCUUAUUCAGAAGCAAGAAGAAUGGUAAUAAGCAAAGUAUUUAGGAACACUUUUUACACUGGAUGUUUUCUAUUCAGUGAAGGAAUAUACAUGUAACUUGUGGUUGCUGUUUUUUUCUUUUUUCUGAGGUCUCCAAUGGAAUCAAAUAUUACAAAUUUACACAAUUGAAUGAUUUCUUUUUUUUUUUUUUUUUUUUUUUUUAAAUCAAGGAUAAUUGAGUUGGUGGCACUUCUUGCGUCAACUUUUGUUUUCUAAACAAUUUUUAUGUUUUUCUUCAACUAAAAACACUUGAUAAUAUUAAAGGAUUUAAUCUCACA